CGGCCCCAGCGAUGGAUCCGCUCGUGAACUUCUCCUUCGCCUUCUCCACCCCAUCCUCUCUGGAGCCCAACCGCACCCUGGGCGCUGAGGACCUGCGCCCCGGCCCACCCCUGCUCUCCGUCUUCAGCAUGCUUGUUCUGACCUUGCUGGGUCUUCUGGUGGCAGCCACGUUCGCCUGGAACCUGCUGGUGCUGGCCACCAUCCUCCGCGUGCGCACCUUCCACCGUGUCCCACACAACCUGGUGGCCUCCAUGGCUGUCUCCGAUGUGCUAGUGGCCGCACUGGUCAUGCCACUGAGCCUGGUGCACGAGCUGUCCGGGCGCCGCUGGCAGCUGGGUCGGCGGCUGUGCCAGCUGUGGGUGGCAUGCGACGUGCUGUGCUGCACGGCCAGCAUCUGGAACGUGACGGCCAUAGCCCUGGACCGCUACUGGUCCCUCGCUCGCCACCUGGAUUACACCACCCGCGCCCGCAAGCGCGCGUCCAACGUGAUGAUCGCGCUCACCUGGGCGCUGUCCGCUAUCAUCUCGCUGGCUCCGUUGCUGUUCGGUUGGGGUGAGACCUACUCAGAGCACCGAGAGGAGUGCCAGGUGAGCCGCGAGCCCUCCUACGCCGUGUUCUCCACCGUGGGGGCCUUCUACCUGCCACUCUGCGUGGUCCUCUUCGUGUACUGGAAGAUCUACAAGGCCGCCAAGCUCCGUGUGGGCGCCAGGAAGACCAACAGUGUCUCGCCCUUGCCUGAAGCCAUGGAGGUGAAGGAUUCCACACAUCAGUCACAGAUGGUGUUCACGGUCCGCCCCACCACGGUGACCUUCCAGACAGAAGGGGACACGUGGCGGGAGCAGAAGGAGCAGAGGGCAGCGCUCAUGGUGGGCAUCCUCAUCGGGGUAUUCGUGCUCUGCUGGAUCCCCUUCUUUGUCACUGAGCUGGUCGGGCCCCUCUGCUCCUGGGAUGUCCCGGCCAUCUGGAAGAGCAUCUUCCUGUGGCUUGGCUACUCCAACUCCUUUUUCAACCCUCUCAUCUACACAGCCUUCAACAAGAACUACAGCAGUGCCUUCAAGAACUUCUUUUCCAGGCAGCACUGA
Messenger RNA from Octodon degus (degu), 1082 nucleotides. RefSeq names its product 5-hydroxytryptamine receptor 5A (gene Htr5a). Gene Ontology annotation, cellular component: dendrite; plasma membrane. The coding region runs from base 12 to 1082 and encodes 356 amino acids. The transcript is spliced from 2 exons. Lineage: Eukaryota; Metazoa; Chordata; Mammalia; Rodentia; Octodontidae. Gene Ontology annotation, molecular function: neurotransmitter receptor activity; G protein-coupled serotonin receptor activity. Gene Ontology annotation, biological process: G protein-coupled receptor signaling pathway, coupled to cyclic nucleotide second messenger; chemical synaptic transmission. The record is from RefSeq and is a predicted model, not a curated record.